Rhea pennata is the source of this 1320-nucleotide messenger RNA. RefSeq names its product metaxin 2 (gene MTX2). The transcript has 11 exons. Gene Ontology annotation, cellular component: SAM complex; cytoplasm. Gene Ontology annotation, biological process: mitochondrion organization. The record is from RefSeq and is a predicted model, not a curated record. Bases 197 to 1027 code for a protein of 276 amino acids. NCBI's taxonomy places the organism in Eukaryota, Metazoa, Chordata, Aves, Rheiformes, Rheidae.
GAGGGAACAUCUUGAUGCCUGGAUCUACAAGUCUUUUUCUAUGCAUGAUAUUCAAGAAUGCUGUAGCUUGACAAGAAGAUUUCUCUGUGGGACUUCUAGUGCAACCUCUCAUUUUUGGAGCUGAAAUUCACUUCUGUGCAAGGACUACUGAGAAGUAUCAUUAUGUCCUGGUUUGAGAGCAGUAGUUGGAAUUGAGAUGUGCAAGGCCUCAGAUGAGCUGCUCAUCCCUGCUGGUGCGGCAGAGCCUUGGCCUGAAAAUGCUGCAUUGUAUCAGCAACUGAAGGAGGAACAAAUUUUGCUUUCUGAUAAUGCAUCCUCUCUUGCUGUUCAGGCCUUUUUGCAAAUGUGCAAUCUGCCAGUCCGUGUGGUCUGUAGGGCAAACGCAGAGUAUAUGUCCCCAUCUGGCAAAGUGCCCUUUAUUCAUGUGGGAAAUCAAGUAGUAUCUGAACUUGGGCCCAUAGUCCAGUUUGUAAAAGCCAAGGGCCAUUCUCUCAGUGAUGGGUUGGAUGAAGUCCAAAAAGCUGAGAUGAAAGCCUACAUGGAAUUAGUCAAUAAUAUGCUCUUGACAGCAGAGUUGUAUCUCCAGUGGUGUGAUGAUGUUACAGUAGAGGAGAUUACUCACCCGAGGUAUGGCUCCCCUUACCCGUGGCCUCUUAACCGCAUUUUGUCCUAUCAGAAGCAAUGGGAGAUCAGGCGAAAGAUGAAAGCCAUUGGAUGGGCUGGCAAGUCACUUGAACAGGUGCUUGAAGAUGUAGAUCAGUGUUGCCAGGCUCUCUCCCAGAGAUUAGGAACACAACCAUAUUUCUUCAAUAAGCAACCAACUGAAUUGGAUGCUCUGGUAUUUGGACAUCUGUUCACAAUCCUUACUACUCAGCUAACCACUGAUGAACUCUCUGAAAAAGUGAAAAACUACAGUAAUCUCAUAGCCUUUUGUAGACGAAUAGAGCAGCAGUACUUUGAGGGUCAUGAUAAAGACAGCUCUUCAAGUGCUACAUCCAGGUCUGCUAAGAGGUCCUUACUAAGAUAAGCAUGUUGUUUGGUCGGGAUGGAUCUUGUCUGAGAAGUGACUAUUGUUUUUGUUGUUCAAUUAAUUGGUUUUGAAAAUUGAAAGAUAUGUUAGAUUUUUGAAGCUGCCAAUUCAUUCUGGAGCAAGAAAAAGCUUUAAAUGCAGUUGUUGUGUUGUAGAAUAUAUUGUACACAUCUAACCUGAAAUGACUCUAUGGGGCACUUCCAUUUUAAUAGCCUGUAUGCCACUUUAAGAUUAAGUGACCUUGGAAAAAUCCUGUAUCUAUAUUCAAAAAUAAAAUACUUUAAAAAGUU